Messenger RNA from Sorghum bicolor (sorghum), 1815 nucleotides. RefSeq lists its product as uncharacterized. The record is from RefSeq and is a predicted model, not a curated record. The transcript is spliced from 2 exons. Bases 1 to 1815 code for a protein of 604 amino acids. Lineage: Eukaryota; Viridiplantae; Streptophyta; Magnoliopsida; Poales; Poaceae.
AUGCCGGCCUUGGGGGAUGCUCCUGCACCAGCGAUCUUCUCCUACGCCACCAUCAACGUGAAGUCUCACGUCCCGCUCAUCCUCGACCUCAAGCUGCCAAACUUCACCAAGUGGUCCGCCUUCUUCACUGCCAUGUGCGGCAAGUUUGGCCUGCUAGGUCAAAUCGACGGCUCCAUCCCACCCCGGCCCACUGAUCGCAAUUGGUCGCUACCCUACGCCUGCGUCCGGAGCUGGAUAUAUGGCUGCGUCGACGAUAGCGUUCUUGACCUCGCCAUGGAGCCAGAUCAGACGGCACGUGCUCUCUACGUCGCCAUUACGGCUCUGUUCCAGGCAAACCAGGCCACCCGCGCGGUUGUCCUGGGCCAGGAGUUCCACACCAUGGUGCAGGGAGAUCUCACCAUCGACGCUUACGCCCAGAAGAUGAAGCAGACUGCCGACGCCCUCCGCGACGUUGGCCAAGCCGUCUCCGAGCCUCAGCUUGUGCUGAAUUUGCUUCGUUGUCUCAACCCGCGAUUCGCAAAUUCUGCGGACAUCAUCGCCAACUCGGCGGUGCUUCCGUCCUUCACCUCAGCGCACAAUACCCUCCGGCUCAAGGAAAUUCGCCUCGCCUCUGACGCCAAGGUCUCCUCCGACACUGCCCUUACUGCAGUUGACACCUCCGUCCCUGUGCCCAGCCCCUGUUCAUCCCCUUCCUGUCGCUCCACCCCUGCCCAGCCCAACCGUGGUGGCAGUAACGGUGGUGGUGGCAAGGGUAAGGGCAAGGGCAAAGGCAAGGGUAACGGCGGUGGUGGCCGCUUCCAGCAGCAGUCCGCCCCGUCUCAGACUUCGUCAGGCGGGCGUCCCGGCGUCCCUCCAGCCGGUCCUUGGUUCUGCAUGAACCCAUGGGCUGGUAUGCCCUCGCAGCAGCCGCAGUGGCAACAUCAGCCACAGUGGCGUCCCCCCCUUGCGCCUCUGCCGCAGGCGCACACGGCGUUCGCCCCCCCUUCCAUGACAGGCGGCUGGGAUCAGAGUGCCCUCAUCGCUUCGCUGAACCAGAUGGCACUCCAAGGCGGCGCAGGACCAAGUCCCUGGGUCCUCGACACUGGCGCGACCUCUCACAUGGCCGCCAGCGACGGUAUACUUCUUUCCCGUCUCCCUCACUCGCCGUCCUUCAUAACAGUCGGCAAUGGGGCAUCUAUUCCAGUCUCUAGUCGUGGCACUUCUAUUAUUCCUAUAGCUGAUCAUCUCUUCAAACUCAAUAAUGUUCUUGUUGCUCCACAUCUUGUUCGCAACCUCCUUUCAGUUCGUCAAUUUACUCGUGACAAUAACUGCUCUAUUGAGUUUGACGCCUAUGGUUUUUGUGUCAAGGAUCUCCAGACCGGGAACGUGAUUCUACGCUGCAAUAAUGGAGGGGACCUCUACACCCUUUCAUCAUCCAGUCCACCAGCUGCCACCUGUCAUGUUGUUGUUCCAUCAUCCUUGUGGAUCGACUACCGGCGCCUCCACCAGCACCCCUGGUGCCCGCCAGCCAUCCUUCUCCACGCGUGGUGCACGAUGACAGUCUGGAGCAGGAUUCGGCUAUUCUUUGGCUCGGUCCAGUGCUCCCGACCCCCGGUGCUUCCACGGCUGCUGCUGCUCAGCGGCAGCCCCCUGCUGCUGCCGGACAUCUCCUGCGCCCAGCUGGAGGACCAGCUGGAGUUCUCGGCGCUCGACCGCCGAUCACGCAGGUUUACAGCCGGCGCCGUCCUGCUCCAUUGCCCUCCAAUGCUUCGGAUGCAGCUCCAGAGCCGACCAGGUCUUCCUCUGCUGAAGUUUCUGCACCAGUCUCACCUCUAG